Molecule: messenger RNA, 1664 nt
Organism: Penaeus chinensis
Lineage: Eukaryota; Metazoa; Arthropoda; Malacostraca; Decapoda; Penaeidae
Exons: 8
Coding region: 125-1474 (449 amino acids)
Source: RefSeq, a predicted model, not a curated record
CGCUGCUGAGAAAAUAUCUAUUUUUACACGGAAGAAAGAUAGACCUAAAUUAGCGGACUUCUGUGGAGAAAUUGGUGUGUAUAUAUAGGAGUCUCCACACCCAGGAGCUGCCUUACUCUUCGCCAUGACUGCUAUGAGGCGCUGGAGUGUCGUUUGGUCUCGGAGAUGGCGAGCGAUCGUGUGGUGUGGCCUGUGUCUGCUGUGUCUCUGCGGAGUUUUGCUGAGGGAAGCCUUGCCUUACCUCCUCCCGACGCUGUCUGACCACAGGACCCGGCGUUGCCCCCCCUCCCCCGUGGACGUGGAUGGCUGCUCUUCCUGGAGGCCCCUGCAGAUCCCGCACCCCGUCUGCGCCUGCUCCAGGAGGCUCCUCGUGCUGCAUGACGCAUGCACGGAUCUAGUGACGUCAGACGCGUCCGGAUACCUGAAUUACGUUCGUGAAUAUUUCGGCAAUUCGACGUGUUCGGACGAGGCGACGCUCCGAGGGCCUCACCAGCACGUUGUGUCCAUUUCCCUCCCGGCCGCCGCGGGGGAAGGGGACUUGGCUUCUCUCAAUCUCACCGUCAGCGAAAUUGUUGAAGUGUACAAAGGGUGGGUGGUGCGACUGUACACCCGAGUGACCCCCGAGACGCGCGCCGGCCUGUGCUCGCUGGUGUGCGCCCAACACGACGUCGACCUGUGUGACGUCACUCGGCUACCGUUGCCCAUACUGCCGAUCGUCACCGCGAGGGAGGAAGGAUCACCCGGUUGGAAAUGGGGUGUGUUGGGAGACCCUUUGGUGUCAGCGUGGGCAGUGCGGGAUGUUGGCACGAUUGUGUUGGCAAGAGAAGCUCACGCCCUCACGCAGUUUAUCAAUUCGGAUAAGUGUUGGCACAUGAUGGUGGACCACACUUCGCACGCCGGAGACCCUCUCGGAUCGCGCCUGCUGGGGGGCAAGACGUCCUGGGGCGGUCCGAUGCUAACUCACCUCCGACAUCGCCUUCUGCAGGAGGUUCACGGCCCGAAGGACGUCGACGGCAUCCUGGUGGAGGAGCUGCUUCCCGUGAUGGGCGAGGACGUGAUGACCCACGACAGCGUCACCUGCAGCCGCACCUCCGGGGCGCUCCCCUUCCCUAGCCGCCGUCCUCCCGGCCACUGGGUAGGGAUGCCCAGGCAGAAGUCACCCCUGCGCCGGCCCCUAGCAGCGGUUCCGAAGCCUGAAACCACAGCUCUGACCACCCAGAUGCCUUCGGCCGGGACGGUAGCCGGUUCUAGACCUGACGAAGGAGCGAUCGCAAGGAAGGUCACAAGUCCCCCAGGGAAAACCACGUCAUCUGUCCAGGGACGCCGCCGCUCCUCUAAAAAACCGUCGAAGGGUAAGGCGGAGGCUUCGAAGUCAGAGGAACCCAAAGAAGACGAGGCCAACGAAGAAGCAGGAAUACCCGUGUGCCCCGUGGCUUGCCGGCCGCACCUGCACCCUGACUGGCAAUAUUGUUGAUAUGCCAGGUUGUUCCAAGAAAGGACAAAGGCCAGUGUGCGUUCCUUGCACGUGGUCUGGGGAAUUGCAUGAAGACCGUAUGUUUAUGUGAUCAAUUCAUCUAUGUUAACCGUCUAAUGCGGACUUCGAACUUAUAAAUUAUUUUUAUCACAUAUACGAAACUCAAUGGAAGUAAAAAUCUAUAGUUGUA